AUGCCUUAUGGUGAAAUUGAAGCUAAGUCCUUGGGACCUGGAAAAGAACUAACAAAAGAACCACACUACAAAAAAAUUGAAGUCAGCUGCAAAAGCUUAUGUUUUCCACAUCAUAGCAGUGCUGAUUUUCUUCAGGACAAAACCCAAACUACAGGUUUGCAGUAACCUUUGCAUAAUGAGAUGCUUUGUAACAGACUAGAUGUUAUUGAAUCCAUUGGUUCACAAAUUUUACAAGAUGGAAAACCCCCAUUAGUACCAACAGAUGAUGAAAUAUAUAGUACAAGUAAAGCAUUUAUAGGACCUAUUUACAAACCCCCUGAGGAAAAAAGAUGUAAUGAAAGGCAGAAUGAAACAGACACUCAUAAUGGUCCAAAUGGCAAAGGAAGACAAGAGAAGAAACAGAAAUUUAACAACAAAAAAUUAGGGAUUGACAUGGGAUUACCACAGUUUUACAAGGAAAUUGAAGAACUUGAAAGUGAAAAUGACAAUUUAGAAGUCAGUUGUAAGGAAUCUGAACCUUCUCAGGAACAACUUAUUCCAUAUUAUGAGGACAAUAAUAAUGAUGUCUUAAAAUCUGAUGAUGCAAGUAAAGAUAUUAAUGGUGCCCAGUCACAUUGUGGUUAUCAGCAGUACUUGGUCAAUGAGCCGAGCAAAUAUACCUAUGAUGGACAAGCAAUAGGUACAUUUUGUGGUACUUCAUUUACUUCUUUCAGGCCCAAAUUGGAAUCACUUCAUCCCUUCAUAGUACCCUAUAGUGCCCCUCUUCCCAGUUUUAAUUAUUAUUUAAAUAUUCAAAGAUUCAGUGCUCCACCAAAUCCAUCACCAAAUAUUUUCCAUGCUCCAGGUGACUAUCAGAUGCAAAAUAGGUGAUUAAGUAGUCAUCGUGUUAACUGGAAUUGUUUGACUUUUGAUCAGAGCAACAAAUAUACUGACUAUAGUGAGAAUAGCCAUAGUGUUUAUCCCCCUAGAAAUGGCUCUAGUGUGCAAGAUGGAUAUGUGAGUAAUGGUUUACGUGAUGUCAGGGAAGGAAGCUGGAAACAGCCUCCUAUGGACAAGCAUAAUGGGAUGGACAGGUUUAUGAACCAGCAGUCUCAAGAAGAAAAGUUAAAUAAAUUACAGAACUUACUUAUUCUUUUAGGAGGUCUGCCUGAUUCUGGGAAAACAACAUUGUCUAGAAUUCUGCUUGGUCAGAGUCACAACGGCAUUGUAUUCAGCAUUGAUGACUAUUUUCACCAUCAAGAUGAGUACAGGUAUCAUGUUAAUCAGUGA
Molecule: messenger RNA, 1269 nt
Organism: Chinchilla lanigera (long-tailed chinchilla)
Lineage: Eukaryota; Metazoa; Chordata; Mammalia; Rodentia; Chinchillidae
Product: NEDD4-binding protein 2-like 2
Biological process (GO): negative regulation of transcription by RNA polymerase II
Cellular component (GO): nucleus
Molecular function (GO): transcription corepressor activity
Source: RefSeq, a predicted model, not a curated record